UAUGGCCUAACCAAAGUCCAGAACUAAAUCUAACACAUAUGUUGUGGGUCGCCAGACGAGGUCUGUGGACCAUGAUGUUUCACAAACUGAAAUCUUCGAGGAGAAAAGCUGACCUCAUCAGGGGUGUGCAGACUUACAGUUGAUCAAACUUUAGCUGUGUCCUUAGCCGUUUCGUUAGAAGCCGUGCACGCACACGUUCUAACUCCUCCUCGACAGUGGUCCUGAUGCUGGUUCUCGGGGACGCGCAUUACGUCAUCUCUCGCUGCGUGGGUCACCUCGCUGCCCGCAUCCAGCGCCACGCUCUGCAUCCUUUAAGGCCCGUCCUGCCAUUACCGUCAACAUUUUCAUCAUCCUCAUCUUCACCACACAGGCUCAUCUUCCCUUUUUCUAACGGAAAGAAUUCGCGUGGGCGAGCGCGUGUUGUCCACCUUGCGCUGGAGAAGCGUUGCGAGAAUGGCCGAGAGCGAGGCAGAGACGCCGAGCACACCGAUCGAGUUUGAGAGUAAAUACUUCGAGUUUGAUGGAGUGCGGCUGCCGCCCUUCUGCAGAGGGAAGAUGGAGGAUAUCUCUAACUUCUCCCUGAGAAGCAGCGACAUAUGGAUCGUUACCUACCCGAAAUCAGGAACCAGUCUGCUGCAGGAAGUUGUGUUUCUAGUGAGUCAGGGAGCAGAUCCUGAUGAGAUUGGCCUUAUGAACAUCGAUGAGCAGCUACCUGUCAUAGAAUACCCCCAGCCUGGGCUGGAUGUCAUACAGGAGCUGACCUCCCCUCGCUUGAUAAAAAGCCAUCUUCCCUACCGAUUUCUCCCUACAGCAAUGCACAAUGGAGAGGCCAAGGUUAUCUACAUGGCCAGGAACCCCAAAGACCUGGUGGUGUCCUACUAUCAGUUCCACCGCUCUCUCAGGACCAUGAGCUACCGUGGAACUUUUCAGGAAUUCUGUCGGCGCUUCAUGAAUGAUAAAUUGGCUUAUGGUUCCUGGUUUGAACAUGUCCAGGAAUUUUGGGAGCAUCGUUUAGACUCCAAUGUCCUCUUCCUGAAAUAUGAAGACAUGUUCAAGAACCUGGGGACGAUGGUGGAGCAUCUGGCCCGGUUCCUCUGUGUUUCCUGUGAUAAAACUCAGCUGGAAGUUCUGGUGGAAAACUGCAACCAACUGAUUGAGCAAUGCUGCAAAUCUGAGGCACUGUCUAUCUCUAGCUGUCGUGUGGGUGUGUGGAGGGACGUCUUCACUGUGUCCAUGAAUGAGACAUUUGAUGCUUAUUACAGACAGAAGAUGGCCAAAUCUGACCUAAGCUUUGACUUCUGCCUGUGAGGACUGCUGCACCUCUCUCACCAAAGACUCUCACUCCCCUGAUACUACUGAUCUCUACAAGUGAUCAUAUCUUGAAGAAAUUUAUGCUUCUGCAUUCCCUCAGCUCAAUCAGUCUGAAGUUUAAUUGUGCAGUCUGAGUAGAUUGGCCUUAUUAAAAGGUUCCACAGAAAUCACACUUGCAAUCAAAAAUAAAUCACUGUGAGUGUAACUUUUAAAAUAUCAAUGAUCAGUUCCAAAAUUCACUAUAUUUGUUGAGACUGCUGUGUGCAUUUGAGUUACUGUGGAAACAAACAGGUUCCACAAAUCACAGAAAGCAAGAAGUAUUUUAAUCAUGUUGUAUUUACAUCCACUUUCUUUCUAUUUGGAAGCAGAUAGUUUCUAACUGCCAGCUGGACUCUGGCCAUGUUCCAGAGACUGUUUGGUUUCUUAAACAAGACAAAUCACAUUGUGUUCAACAUCCACAAAAAUGGUAUAAGGUCUGCAAUAUUUCUAAUGUUAUUACUUCUUUAAUGUACACAUAUGAAUGUGUUGUACUGUCACAUUCAGCAGAAGUAACUCAACAUUCACUGACACCUCAGAAAUUUGACAGUUGUGAGCUUUCUUCUGAGAGUUGACUUGGUCUCCAUUCCAAUUCUCCUGUCUUUAUCUCCUUCCUGUAAAUGUUAGGUGAACUGUGCUGUGCAAACUAAUUUCCACUGCUUAGAGUGUAGCACAUUAUAACAACUCCGUAUAUACUUAACCAAAAUGAAGGAUAUUUGUUGGGUUUAUUGUUUAUUUUGAAAAAAUGUUUCUUGACAAUAGAUCUCAAACCGCACUGAAAAGCCUUCGUCGUUUCUCUUGUGCAGUAGAGGUGAGACUUUGCAUGGCUGAACAGUUGAUCUCUGUCGAUGUUUGGUGUUAUUUAUUGAAUUGGCUGACUGUUGAGUAAGCGACAAGACAUUUUGCUUAUCUAAUAAUUUAUCAAACAAGGGCCUACUGCUCAAACACAUUUUCCUCACAAAUGUGCCACAAUACAACCAACAAACUGGCUCUCCAAUAGUACAUAAUUUAUUGCCAAGAAGCAUUCUAGCAGCAAAGAAAAGAUCGACCAACAAACACAAAUUCUUUAUUGUUUUGUCUUAAGUUGAAACUGAAAUAAUUGUGCAUGGAGGUGCUUUUAUAGAAAUUCUCAUGGGCAACCACUUUCCCAUUAUAAACUCUUUUUGACCACCCCAAUACUUUUGUUGGCACUGGUAAGAUCUAUGAAGUAAAUACGAACAUCGGAACCAACACCUUCUGAAUUCUUGAUACUGUGACAGAAAGCAGUGCAUUACAAAAGUCUUCACAUUACUUUAACCUCUUCACAUUUCGUCAUGUUGCAACCACAAGCUACAAUUAUCUUAACUGACUCUUAUAAAACCAGGUGUUUUGUGAAGGCCUCUGAGGUUUGCUACAGAGCAUUAGUGAACGAAACGGUAUCAGACCAAGGACCACUGCAGACAGGUCAGGGAGAAAGUUGAACAGAAGUUCAAAGUAGGGUUACAUUCUAAAACUUUGUGCAUCUCUGUUCAGUCCAAUAACUGGCCAUCCACCUAAACCAAAGAAAUAGCCAAGAUAUCCAUGAUAUUUUUGGAAAAGCAGGAGAGACUAACAGCUCUGGUGUGAGAAUCAGCACAGCUGUCACACCUAAGCUCCCCAGACUGGUGUUUGCAGAAUUAUGUCCAGAAAAAGCUGCUGAUGAAAGAAUGGCAUAAGAAAUCCUGCUUGUAGUUUUCAACAAGCCAUAAAGGGAACAAAACAAACAUGCAGAAUAAGAUCCUCACUGUAUGGAUUAGAAUGGGAAGACUCAGCCCAGUCAGCUGACACUGCACAUCACCAUGAGCCGAGAUAUCAUUGCCACUCGAACCUUGGAUUGAGGCUAAUCUUUCAGCAGGUCAACAGAGCUACAAUAAAAUGAUUUUGAUGAAAGCAGAUUUUGGUAUUACAAUGGACCAGUCAAAGUCCGGAUCUAAAUCUAAUUGAGAAUCUCCAGCAAGACUUGAACAUUUAUUUUCACAGAUGCUUCCAAUCAAAUCUGACUCAGUUUGUACUGAUUUGCAAGGAGGAAUGAGAUGUACCUCUGCAGGUGUGCAGCUGGAGCUGCAGCCAAAAAGUUUUUCUAAAGGCAGUUGCAAGCAUACCUUACAGGUUAAUUUUUUUUCUUUUGUGUAAAACUAUCUUUAAAAUCUUUGAAAUUGUUGCCAUGUUGUUGUGCUUCUAUCUUGUCAUUACACCAUAAUUGUAUUCACAUCAGAUCACCCCAAAAUACAUUGAAGUUCAUGACUGGUUCCUAAAUUUGAGGUUUAUUAAUUGUGUUGGAAAGCAUUACAUGUGCAUGUUUAAGUGAAAUGUGAAGACUUCUUUUCACAUAUUUCACUUCUUUCCAUCUUUCUCGCCACCAGCAGCUCAGUGGAACCGGCAGCAGGAUGUGAUGUUCAUUUGACAAAUAGGUCAGAAAAUCCAUCUGCACAAAUAUUCUACUGUUCUUUUUCCGUGUUGGUAGUGUGACUCUGUAAAUGAGUAAUUCUAGUUUAAGUUUGUAAGUUUUCUUGUUUUAAUUUUUAUUAAACCAUCAUUCACUGACUGAGUACAUAUUUAAGUUCAUUUAAGUUUGAAAAGGAUUAAGACUGAACUUAUUUGCUUCAAGCAACAAAAAAGCACACAACUAAUAAAGGAACAUGGCUCUGAUUUCUGUCAAUAUUUGAUCCAUAAGCUGUUAAAGUCUGUUUAAUUUUACUGUUGUUCCCUUUGUUUAAAUCCACAGUAUUCAUGUUCUCUGGUUUUACAAAAAAAAUUACUUACUUGAACAUUAAUUGAAUUGUAACAAAAUCCUGUAAAAUGUUUUCACAUAUUUUUUUGACAUGGCAAAGCAGCAGAAAAUCCCAAACAUAGAUAUUCUGGGUGUUGGUAAAGCAUUGAGAACCUCAGCAGAAUGAGCUCAGCUCUAUAGCCAGGAUUCAGGUGAGCAGACCAGCAUUUAUAGAUCUAAGCAACAUCCUAAACUUAAUAAUCGUAUCCUCUUAUUUUAUUUAUUUUUUUGUUGCAAAGAUGCCUUUAUUGCUUUUAUUAUUAUUGCUAUUUUAAUUAUUUAUGGUAAUGAGCAGAGUUCUCUAGCUUUUUCAGAUGGAUGCAGUCAGAGAUUGCAUCCACAUUACAAGUUGCUUUGUAAGGUACUGAAGCUCCACCAAGGACUUACCAACAUGUUUUUUAUAAAUUAUAUGUUGAUUGUCCAUUGCUUAAACAAACUGAUAAGCUCUGAGAGUGUAACUUUUGAAAGAAGAAAUAAAAUCCACCUGUUCAAACA
Poeciliopsis prolifica (blackstripe livebearer) is the source of this 4630-nucleotide messenger RNA. It is a transcript of the gene sult4a1, whose product is annotated as sulfotransferase family 4A, member 1. Lineage: Eukaryota; Metazoa; Chordata; Actinopteri; Cyprinodontiformes; Poeciliidae. Gene Ontology annotation, cellular component: cytoplasm. Gene Ontology annotation, molecular function: sulfotransferase activity. The coding region runs from base 454 to 1308 and encodes 284 amino acids. Gene Ontology annotation, biological process: sulfation. The transcript has 7 exons. The record is from RefSeq and is a predicted model, not a curated record.